CCAACCAGUAUACACAGACACAGUGUACAGAGAGUUACAGUCUGAUAGUUACCUGGACAAACAUAGACAGAUAGAUUUUUAACCACACUGACAUCCAACAGGACCUCUAAUUAGUUCUUAACUGCUACGUCCACCAAAGUGUAUAAAGAUGGAGGGGAAGAAUGACAUGGAGCGCCUGGGUGUCUUUAAGGAGAUGAGUUACAUCUCUGUAGGUGACAAGUACAUUCCACACACCAACCGCCCGUUCAAUGAAUCAGCCUAUCGUAGCCGGCAGAUGCAGGCCGGCAUCGCUAAGCAACGAUGUGCUCUGCAGAACGGCUUUUUCGACAAGACCUUCAACCGGAUUUUUGAACGUGAGGCACUGAGUGACCCACUGAAGCUGGCCCGUCAGAAGCGCCUAGAGCAGGGCAAGAAGAACCUGGACAAGGCCUUCCUGCCCUGUAACGCAGUCAAGAAUCCCUGUGGUUCAGGUAGUUACUACGGUACUCUGUCAGGACCAGUUGAAGCCAUGAGUCCACUGUCAGUCCCUCGGAAAACCCAUCGCCCACCUGGACGCAACAUUUUCACCUCGCCUCCCAAGAAAGGCAGUGGUUACAGCUAUCCCAACGUGACCCUGUCCAAGAUUGAGCUGUAUGCCUCAGACCCUUACGGCAGAGCCAAAGAAGCACUGAAGAGGGAGGCAACAGUCCAUCGCUCCAAGUUAAGAGGGGGUCCCUUCAAACUCAACCUUCACCCCAGCGAUUAUUUCCAAGGCAAUCCAUACCGCAGUGACAAGCCACUCCCACCCGCAAACAAGGCCGUCCCACCCGGACAGAAGGUCUCUCCGGUUCCCUUCAAGCCCCCGUCCCCGAGCAAGAAGAUUGGAGGAAUGAAAGCCGGGACGUUUGACACUUAUCCCUCACAUUCUGCUGACCCGUACGUCAUUCGACGCUCCAAGAAGAGCAAUCAAGAGCCAGUCUUCAGACCUGCUCCUGGGCCCAAGAGCACACCUGUCAAGAGCAUCAUCACUGUCAAUGUUAACAGGAGCGUGCACUCUGCAAACUACACCUCAGCCAUUCCAACUGUGAUGACCGUCUGACUACAUUACCCAUGCUGCAUCAUCACUGGCUUCUCUAUACUGCAGAAGUGAUUUGAGAUUCCUGCUGAUGUUAUGCUUCAAGUUUUUGUCAACAUGAAGGCAAUACAGCUUCAGCCAUCCUCAGUGACUUCAUCUGUGAACAUUUGCUUCUUUGUCUUUCUGUUUAUAUAUAAUAUAUUUAUACAUAUGUAAUGUUUGGAAUAUCACAUACAGUAAGAAACGGGAGUUCAAAUAAAUUCUUUAAAUCCGUAACAAGAUGAUUUUAUUAGGUAAUAAGUAAGGUAAUUGGGUAAUCAGGUACUGCAGAUCAGGCUGCAAAGUGAACUUUAAUGAUGUCAACAACAACCUAUUGGUUAUCUCAUGAGAGGUGACACGUUGAUUGGAAAAGAAAAGAAAGAAAACACACUCACUGAAUGAAAGAGAAUAUUUCUUAAACAUUAAAAUGUAUAUUUUUCUUUUAAAAUGAGAGAGUUCACAUUGCUUUCACCUCUCUCUCCAGAGGAGGACAUACUGGCUCAUAACAUCAGCAACAUAUUGAUUAGUGUACAGUAUGAUGAUUUAUUUUGUUUCCUCUCUGUAAUCUCUGAAAUAAAUAUAAAAUCACAUGAAACAUGAUGGGUUUGUCCA
Messenger RNA from Larimichthys crocea (large yellow croaker), 1705 nucleotides. RefSeq names its product cilia and flagella associated protein 96 (gene cfap96). The record is from RefSeq and is a predicted model, not a curated record. Lineage: Eukaryota; Metazoa; Chordata; Actinopteri; Sciaenidae. The transcript is spliced from 8 exons. Gene Ontology annotation, cellular component: cytoplasmic microtubule; centrosome. The coding region runs from base 149 to 1078 and encodes 309 amino acids.